This is a messenger RNA of Suhomyces tanzawaensis NRRL Y-17324, 1009 nucleotides long. Its product is annotated as nicotinamide-nucleotide adenylyltransferase. The transcript has a single exon. Gene Ontology annotation, cellular component: nucleus; cytoplasm. The record is from RefSeq and is a predicted model, not a curated record. Gene Ontology annotation, molecular function: nicotinamide-nucleotide adenylyltransferase activity; ATP hydrolysis activity. Bases 46 to 858 code for a protein of 270 amino acids. Lineage: Eukaryota; Fungi; Ascomycota; Pichiomycetes; Serinales; Debaryomycetaceae.
CUCUCCCAUCACCCAUACGAGUUCUAACCUGCCAAUUCCCCGUCCAUGUCUGUCCGUCGUCUCUACAAACCGCUCCAGGACUUUCUCAGUUCUCUGGCCGACUUCCGAGUCAUCUACAACUCGUCAGGCAGCCAAUUCAUCACGCCAAAUACCUCACGAAUCUUCAUUCUUGACUCGUCCUUCAAUCCUCCCCACUUGGGCCACUACGCGUUGAUCAAAGAGUCCCUUUCUGGCAAGUACUUCACCCACGACGAGAAGCCAGACGAGAGAGUCAUCUUGCUCCUUCUAUCCGUCAACAACGCUGAUAAGCAGCACGCUCCAGAAUCAUUCGAGAAUAGGCUUGAAAUGAUGUACCUCAUGGCCCAGGACUUGUCCAAGAAGUACCCCCAGACCCACAACAUUAGCAUCGGCUUGACCAAGCACGCCAAGUUCGUGGACAAAUCGGUAUCCAUACUACGCAGCUUGGAUGUUUCGGCUAUCAGACUCACGUUUUUGGUGGGCUACGACACCUUAAUCCGCAUCUUCAAUCCUAAGUACUACUUACCAGACAAGAUUUCGUCCUCAUUGGAGGACUUCAUGACCUCUACGGACCUUUUCUGCUUGACCAGAAAUGACGGCGAACUGCACCACUCAGAACAAUCGAGCUACUUGGAAAACAUCAGAUCCGGCAAAAAUGAACACAUUCCUACCCACUGGUCGAACAACAUCUUCUUGCACGAGAAUUUCGGCGAUGAGGUGGGUAUGAUCAGCUCUUCCAAAGUCAGACACAGCAUCCAGAAUGGUGGAGACUGGAAGGACCACUUGAUACCCGAAGUCUCAGACCUUAUCGUGCAAGACAAAUUAUACCAAAGCAGUUAGGGUAAGUGGAAUUGACUUUCUUUGGGGGAAUGGAAAGUAAAAAAAAAACAUAGUUUUCAAUAAAACAUGCUUACUGCACUGUUACGACUACUCAAUCGUUGUAGCUUCUAAAGCUGUCAUGCUACACCAUCACUACUCUAGCUAAUGAAUA